This is a messenger RNA of Hippoglossus stenolepis (Pacific halibut), 1817 nucleotides long. RefSeq names its product ADP-ribosylation factor-like protein 3. Gene Ontology annotation, biological process: cilium assembly. Lineage: Eukaryota; Metazoa; Chordata; Actinopteri; Pleuronectiformes; Pleuronectidae. The transcript is spliced from 7 exons. The record is from RefSeq and is a predicted model, not a curated record. Gene Ontology annotation, cellular component: microtubule cytoskeleton; cytoplasm. Bases 161 to 775 code for a protein of 204 amino acids. Gene Ontology annotation, molecular function: GTPase activity; GTP binding.
CAGAGCAGGAGCUGUCACCGUCAGACCGAAUGUGAUCGUGGAGGCUCAGGGCACAGUGGAGAAAUGUGCACGUGGCAGGCCCUCGUCCAAUCACAGGCCGGGGCAGCCACCCCCCCCUACUGCCGCGCGUGAAUGCAGCACGGGACCGAGCUUUGUACGUAUGCGUGCGUGUGACGUCACUCCCCUUAGUAACCCUCGGCGGCGUCUCCAGGAGAGAAGCAACAAGAUGGGAUUGCUGUCCAUCCUGCGUAAGCUAAAGAGCACACCGGACCAGGAGGUGAGGAUACUGCUGCUGGGUCUGGACAACGGCGGGAAGACCACCCUGCUCAAACAGCUGGCGUCCGAGGACAUCAGCCACAUCACCCCCACACAGGGAUUCAACAUCAAGAGCGUCCAGUCUCAGGGUUUUAAACUGAAUGUCUGGGACAUUGGAGGCCAGAGGAAGAUCAGGCCGUACUGGAGAAACUACUUUGAAAACACUGAUGUGUUGAUCUAUGUCAUCGACAGUGCAGACAGGAAGAGGUUCGAGGAAACCGGUCAGGAGCUGGCUGAGUUGCUGGAUGAAGAGAAGUUGAGCGGCGUUCCUGUUCUCAUCUUCGCAAACAAACAGGAUCUGCUGACCGCCGCCCCGGCCUCCGAGAUCGCAGAGGGUCUCAACCUGCACACCAUCCGCGACCGCAUGUGGCAGAUCCAGUCCUGCUCCGCCCUCACCGGUGAGGGGAUUCAAGAGGGGAUGAACUGGGUCUGCAAGAGCGUCAACUCCAAGAAAAAGUAGCUUCUAGUCUUCUGCUCCUCAGGAGGAAACGACAGCAGCAGCACACAAACAGACACACAAAUGCACAAACGCACACACACACACUACACACACACCACAACACACCCACACACCCUCCUGAGCCUUAGUACGAUGGGAUAUACCUGUGAAUGUAAACACACUACUAAUCCAACAUGGACUUGGAGUUUUACCCCCUGCAUUCCUCUAUCACUGUUUUUACCAAAUCUCAACACAUCAUGCUAUAUUGGUCUCUAGAAAGAGGAGAGGUGGGGGUGGUGGUGGUGGUGGGGCUGCUGGAGCGGCCCACGCCAGGGAAUCCACCCCCUCUACGUCACCACCAGUGUCCCAGCCAAUCCCAGUCACCGUCCGCAGCCCGUCACAACCUCAAACAUUCCCGUUAAACCGCUCUUUCAUUGGAAUUCCAGCUUCUUCUCUUAACUGUUUCGCCCGCUGUCCUGGAAACCAGCUCCACCCCCCACCCCCACCUCCACCCUCCAAUCUCCAUCUCUUUCUCCGUCUCAUUCCGUCAGUUUUCUUUUACUUUUGUCAUUCCACAUCGGCUGUAAGCGCGUUUCCUGCUCUGUUUGAAGUGAGGUAUAUUUUUGUAACUGUUUUAUUUAUGGUGAAGUAGCGCGUAGAGUGCUUUGAAAACAACAACCAGUGUGUGUGUGUGUGUGUGAUUUUAAGGAAGUUGGAGAAAACGGUUUAAACUCUCCCCGAUAAAGAAUAUUACUGUACAUGUUAAUAUGUAUAAAAAAAGAUUAUGAGGAACUACAUUUUUUUUUUUUUGGAUCAAAUGUAAAUAGCUCAGCCCUGUGUUCAUGUGUUAGGUUAUGCACAUGUUAUAGAGGAUUCGUUACUCCGCUGUACUUGGUAAUCUAUAAUGUUUGCAUAUCUAAUAUGUGCUGGUAGAUUUUUAACAGAGGUAUGUACUGUAUCGUGAGGGAAUUCACUCUUUGGACGUCUCCUUUUGAUAUUCUUGAAUGUAAUCUGUCCAGAAUUGAAGGUACUGUAGGUGAAUUAAAACGUGUCUCAGAAAUCA